Messenger RNA from Synchiropus splendidus (mandarinfish), 714 nucleotides. RefSeq names its product ribosomal protein S5 (gene rps5). The record is from RefSeq and is a predicted model, not a curated record. Gene Ontology annotation, molecular function: structural constituent of ribosome; rRNA binding; mRNA binding. Lineage: Eukaryota; Metazoa; Chordata; Actinopteri; Syngnathiformes; Callionymidae. The coding region runs from base 63 to 674 and encodes 203 amino acids. The transcript has 6 exons. Gene Ontology annotation, cellular component: ribosome; cytosolic small ribosomal subunit. Gene Ontology annotation, biological process: ribosomal small subunit assembly; translation.
CGCCGCGCGACCAGGAGGCCCUUUUCCGUCUGUGAGCAGUGUGGUGCGGUUCGGCUAACACAAUGACCGAGUGGGAGAACGCCCCAGCUGUGGCUGAGACCCCUGAGAUCAAGCUCUUUGGCAAAUGGAGCACAGAUGACGUCCAGAUCAACGACAUCUCCCUGCAGGACUACAUUGCUGUUAAGGAGAAGUACGCCAAGUACCUGCCACACUCUGGAGGACGCUAUGCCGCCAAGCGUUUCCGCAAGGCCCAGUGCCCCAUCGUGGAGCGUUUGACCAACUCCAUGAUGAUGCACGGACGCAACAAUGGCAAGAAGCUGAUGACCGUGCGCAUUGUCAAGCACGCAUUCGAAAUCAUUCACUUGCUGACCGGAGAGAACCCCCUCCAGGUCCUGGUGAAUGCCAUCAUCAACAGCGGCCCACGUGAGGACUCCACACGUAUCGGUCGUGCUGGCACUGUCAGGAGACAGGCUGUGGAUGUGUCGCCCCUCCGCAGAGUCAACCAGGCCAUCUGGCUGCUGUGCACCGGCGCAAGAGAGGCUGCAUUUAGGAACAUCAAGACCAUCGCCGAGUGCCUGGCCGAUGAGCUGAUCAACGCAGCCAAGGGUUCCUCAAACUCCUAUGCCAUCAAGAAGAAAGACGAGUUGGAGAGAGUCGCCAAGUCCAACCGUUAAACAUGUUCAAUUUCUAACAAAAAUAAAUUUGUGGAGACAA